This is a messenger RNA of Bufo gargarizans (Asiatic toad), 1748 nucleotides long. Its product is annotated as aromatic-L-amino-acid decarboxylase-like. Lineage: Eukaryota; Metazoa; Chordata; Amphibia; Anura; Bufonidae. Gene Ontology annotation, biological process: catecholamine metabolic process; amino acid metabolic process; serotonin biosynthetic process. The transcript is spliced from 15 exons. Gene Ontology annotation, molecular function: aromatic-L-amino-acid decarboxylase activity; pyridoxal phosphate binding. Bases 127 to 1572 code for a protein of 481 amino acids. The record is from RefSeq and is a predicted model, not a curated record.
UUAGAGGUAACACACGCUGGCAAGAAAGCUGAAAGGCGUGAAUUUUCAUUUUGGUUGCACAGACAGAGCUGCAUGUGUUGAAAACCAAGGUCCUAUACCUACCUCCAAAAAAAUAUAUACGCUAACAUGAAUUCUGAAGAAUUCAGAAACAGAGGAAAGGAGAUGGUGGACUACAUUACAAAUUACCUUGAACAGAUAGAAUUAAGGCAAGUUUAUCCUUCUGUGGAACCUGGAUACUUGCGACCCAUGAUUCCAGAUUCAGCCCCGGAAGAAGGAGAGACAUAUGAAGAUAUCAUGAAAGAUGUUGAGAGAGUUAUCAUGCCUGGGGUUACUCACUGGCACAGCCCAUAUUUUUUUGCGUACUUUCCAACUGCAUCAUCAUACCCAGCAAUGCUGGCUGACAUGUUGUGCGGGGCAUUAGGAUGCAUUGGCUUUUCUUGGGCUGCAAGUCCAGCAUGCACAGAGCUUGAAACGGUAAUGUUAGACUGGUUGGGAAAGGCAAUUGGUUUGCCGGAACAGUUUCUAGCUGGCACGAAUGGUGAAGGAGGAGGAGUAAUUCAGGGCACUGCAAGCGAAGCAACAUUAAUGGCUCUUCUAGCAGCCAGGACCAAGGUUACAAGGAGACUCCAGGCUGAAAACCCUGACUUAACUGAAGCUGAAAUUAUUAGUCGUAUGGUAGCUUAUUCUUCAGACCAGGCUCAUUCAUCUGUGGAAAGGGCUGGACUAAUUAGUGGGGUGAGAAUGAAGAAGAUUCCAUCAGAUGAGAACUUCACAGCUCGUGGAGAGGCUCUCAAGAAAGCUUUAGAGGAAGACAAGGCAGAAGGUCGUGUACCAGUGUUUUUAUGUGCCACCUUGGGAACAACAACAUCAUGUGCUUUUGACAACCUAAUGGAACUAGGGCCUAUUUGUAAUGCAGAAGACAUGUGGCUCCAUAUUGAUGCUGCAUAUGCAGGAAGUGCCUUUAUUUGUCCAGAAAAUAGAUAUCUUAUGAAAGGUGUAGAGUUUGCAGAUUCUUUUAACUUUAAUGCUCACAAGUGGCUUCUGGUCAACUUUGACUGCUCUGCAUUUUGGGUAAAAAAGAGAUCAGACCUAAUCUGUGCCUUCAAAAUUGAUCCCGUUUACCUUCAACAUGAUCAUCAAGAAUCUGGAUUAGUGACAGACUACAGGCAUUGGCAGAUCCCACUGGGAAGAAGGUUUCGAUCUCUAAAAUUGUGGUUUGUCUUAAGAAUGUAUGGCGUGACAGGACUUCAGGAUUAUAUACGAAAGCAUAUGCGAUUAGCACAGGAAUUUCAUGAGUUUGUGAAAAAUGAUGAUCGGUUUGAAAUAUGUGCUCCGGUUAUUUUGGGUCUUGUAUGCUUCCGUUUAAAGGGAUCGAACACAUUGAACAAAUCACUUCUUCAAAAGAUAAAUACUUUAAAGAAAAUACAUUUAGUCCCAUCCUGUUUAGGAGAGAAGUUUAUUCUACGGUUUGCUGUAUGUGUCCGAACUCUUGAAUCUAAUCACGUUGCAUUUGCCUGGAAGCACAUUGAAGAACUGGCCACUGAAGUCCUAAAGGAAGGGGAAAAACAAUAACUUUAUGGCCAAGAUGCUACUUAUCAAGGAAUAAGAAAAAUAUAUUAUGCUUACAAACCCUGUAUUUUUCCUAAAAUUAUGUAUUUUCUUGUUGACAAUACUGUCAGAAGAAUGUGAAUCAAUAACAUUAAAUAAAUGUAUGUAUUAUUGAAUCAGACAUUAAAAAGAUCCCGCAG